UUUUUUAUAAAUGAUUACAUUUUAUUUUUAGAUGGAAUGAAUUUUAAUUUGCAUCAAAAUCUAAAUACGACUGUUAAUCUGCCACAACAUGGCCCUUUUGUUCCUCGUCACCCUGCUCCGUUUGUUCCUCGUGAAUCUGCUCCAUUUGUUCCGCACCCAUCUGCUCCGUUUGUUCCGCGCCCAUCUGCUCCGUUUGUUCCGCGCCCAUCUGCUCCGUUUGUUCCGCGCCCAUCUGCUCCGUUUGUUCCGCGCCCAUCUGCUCCGUUUGUUCCGCGCCCAUCUGCUCCGUUUGUUCCGCGCCCAUCUGCUCCGUUUGUUCCUCGUCAACCUGCUCCAUUUGUUCCACGUCAACACGUUCCAUUCGUUCCGCAUCGACCUGGUCAGUUUAGUCAAAACAUUGAAUAUAUCCUAUAUUUAUAG
Messenger RNA from Meloidogyne enterolobii, 420 nucleotides. The record is from the annotation of a GenBank genome assembly. NCBI's taxonomy places the organism in Eukaryota, Metazoa, Nematoda, Chromadorea, Rhabditida, Meloidogynidae.